AUGACCGCUAAAUCACCCAGUCACGCUAUUUUAUCAUGGAAUCAAUUAUGGCAGUAUACUUAUUUUAUUAUUAAAAGAAAUAAUAUAGAGUUUUACGAUACAUUUAUCGAUCAGUUUAGUGGAGAAUGUAGUAACUUCGCACAAAAAGUCGAUGUUGCUGACUUUUUCUAUCAAUGUUUUAAAUACUUACCAGAAGUUGAAAAGGAAAUUGAAGAGAAUAUCUAUGUGAGUGUGAUUCUUGUUCGUAUGAUUGGUUUAUUACAUUUUGAUGAAAAAAACACAUUAACUGAAAAUGGAAUUCGUUUUAUUGAUAUAUUAUUGCAACGUAUUUCAAAUGAAAUGGAAAUUUUCUUUGGUAAAAUGAAAAAUACUGAUUGGUUACUGGUCACAGAUGGAUUAACAAAUUUAUUAUGGUUGAAGUUUCAAUUCUAUCAUAUUUCACCAGAAAAUGAUACUAUUACUUUUCUUUCACGUGUACCUAAUGCCGACCAAAAACAACAGCAGCAGAUUGCUGAUUUAAUAGCAAAAAAAUCUUUAUCGUCCAAUUUCAUAAUUCAACAACCAAAUUGGUUGGAUCUAUUUACAAUGACAACAGACGAUGCACUAAUAGUUGAAUGUCUUCACUUAGCAACUACGUUUACCGAUUAUAUCAUGUAUGCCGAAAGGUUAUUAAAUACAAAGACAGUACCAGAUAUACAAGAAAAAAUAGCAAAUAAAUUACAACAAUUGAUAGAAGAAAAUCAUUUUGAAAUAACACUUGAAAAUAUUCUACUGUUCUUUCAAUCAUUGCAAACAAAUUGCACAGAUGAUCUAUGCAAUAUAAUAGAAAAAUGUCAAGAAUUACCAUCUGUUAUUGCAAAUUAUUUAAAUAAAGUACGAAUAAAUGAUAUAAACCAAUUGAAUUCUAUUCGACAAAUAUUAACUGAAUAUUAUAAUCCAUUCUUGUUAGGUUCAAUAAUAAAAACGCAAUACAUUAUCACUCUUCUCACAAGACAUUCAUUCACUAAAUCAGGUGAAUUAGGUACAUUUUAUACCAAAUGGUUCAAUUGUUUUCUUUGCGAUCCAUACCACGAUAAUACAAAGGAAGAAACUGAAAUAUUUCAAUAUUUGUUAUCAGAAUGGUUAAGACAAAUUACAUUAAAUCGUGAAAUAUAUUCGGAUCUCAUUAAGUCAAUCGAUAUUUUAAUUGAAAUGUUAGAAAACACUGAGAAUAAAAACAAUGUUCCAUCUUUGUGUGUCAACAUUUUUUUACAAAGUAUUUUAACAUUAUACUUUAAUGGAAAACAAGAUCUAUUUAGACUGAUAAAUGAAAUUGAAAUAAAUAUUCGUAAUAAUAGAUUUAUUGAAGCAUUCAAAAUAAAAUACAAAAUUAAUGUGGCUGAAAAAAAUCAAUUUAUAAUGAAGCAAAUGAAUAAUAUGCAGAAUCCAUUAAUCCAACUUUUACAGAAUGCAAAAAAAUAUCCAACUAGCCGAUUAAUACCCAAUUUGAUGGAAAUAUGCACUGAUAUUAUAACGCUACGAAACAGCGAGAUUUUUUUGGAAUCCAUAUCUUCUCCAGAUCGAGAGUCAUUUCUUUCCCUUAUAUUAUUUGAACCACAUUUCAAAAAUUUUAAAAUACAUCAGGCUGCAUUAAAUGAAUUAUUAGAACGAGUGCAUAAAAAACAAACGUCAAUGGGUUUAUUAUUCAGUGCUGCAAGCAGAGAGAUGGAAGAGAAAUUAAACAUUAAGAAAAAGGUUCAGUUAUGUUUAACUACAUAUUGCAGGGAAGCAGAUGAUUUUGAUCAGCUUCAGAUCUUAAUUGAUCAAACAACAAAACAACUAACAAGUGCUACAAUAAAAUCUGUUCAAAUUCCAAAUGAACUGACGCAAGUAAUUCCCUUUGCUGGCGUUCUGAAUCGGUACAGCACAUCAGAGACAUGGUACAAUUAUCGUAAAAUUCAUGAAGAAAAUUACAAUAAUCAGAGAUCAUCAGAAAUAAUAGCAAGCAGAGAACCGUUAAUCAAUGAAGAGGAUCACAAUCAACGUAUGCAACAAAAGCAGGAAGAGAUCAAGUCAUUACCUUCUGAGCAAUGGAAUACGACAUCAGUGAAGACGAUCAUGAGCAUGUUCAAAAAUAUUCAGUUAAUUGAUCAAGAAAUGGAUAUACUGCGUCCGCUUUUACAAGUGGAUUCAAUCAAAUAUUUAACAGCUAUUCUUAAUUACAGCAAGAAUAGAAAAUAUGUUAAAAAAACAUGUAGAGGAAUUCAAAAUCUAGCAAAAUUUCAUAAUCUGAGUGGUGAUUAUAGUUUGUUUCAUACACUGAUUGAAAUGACAUUGAAAUCGAGUGGAAAAGAUUGUUACGCGAGUUAUCAGCAAUUCACUGAGACGUACACAAGCAAACAGCCAGAAAAUACAUUUAUAGUUUGUUCCCAAUAUUACGAUUCAUACGAUCUUGUUAAUUUCGUUAAAAAACUAAAUCGAACCGAUAUGGACAAUUUACUACAAGCCGUUAAUGAUUGGGAUGAAUCAUUUAUUAAUACACAGACAGUUGUUGAUUUCGUUCAAUUAGGAAGAUUUCUUGACAGUGUCGAUAGCUAUAUUGCCACUAAACAACCACAAGUGAUGCUCAAUGAUGUCUUACAACAUAUUACUACAUUAUUAAAACAAAAAGAAUAUUUAGAUGUGGUCAAUUGUUUUAAAUCAUGUGUAGCAUCGUUAUCGGGCAUACAACGUCUUUAUUUAGAAUUAACUGAUAAAGAGGAAUCAAAACGAACAAAAAUAUUUAAUAUUGUUAAUAAUUCAUCAAUGCAAUUUGUUUCUCCACAACAGCAACCACUGCGAAUGAAAUACGAUAUUUGUUUACAAAUAGGAAGAUUUCUUGACAGUGUCGAUAGCUAUAUUGCCACUAAACAACCACAAGUGAUGCUCAAUGAUGUCUUACAACAUAUUACUACAUUAUUAAAACAAAAAGAAUAUUUAGAUGUGGUCAAUUGUUUUAAAUCAUGUGUAGCAUCGUUAUCGGGCAUACAACGUCUUUAUUUAGAAUUAACUGAUAAAGAGGAAUCAAAACGAACAAAAAUAUUUAAUAUUGUUAAUAAUUCAUCAAUGCAAUUUGUUUCUCCACAACAGCAACCACUGCGAAUGAAAUACGAUAUUUGUUUACAAACACAAACAGGUGAAAAAUUAUAUUAUAAUGAUUUGAAUGAAUUACGUGAUCGAGCAAGAUUAAUUGAAUAUUCUGGUAAUGAAAAAAUGGUUUUACAAUUACAGCAACAACAAUAUACUAAAGAACAAGAAAAAUUUUUUUUAAGAUGUCUUGUAACAUUAGUUGAUACUAUUGAAAAUAUGCUGAACAAUAUGAAUCAUUUGAACGUUAUGGGAUACCCUUUGAUUGAACAGAAUACAAAAAAACAAUAUACAUGUACUAGUUGUGAUUUCAAAGACAUACAAACAUUUCAAACACAAUUGAAAGACAUAUUAAGGUUAUGGGAAGAAAAUAUAAUUCGUUUGUAUCAGUCAAAUCAUGACUUGACGUACCUUUCUGGAAAACAAUUCUGGAUAAUCGAAGAUGCAUUGCUAAAUUAUAAACAGUUAGAACCAAACCACCCAGGCUAUCAUUUAUUGAGAUAUAUUGGAAUUGAAAAGUUAUCGCCAAUGAAGUUUAAUAUCGAUAAGAUUUGA
Molecule: messenger RNA, 3660 nt
Organism: Didymodactylos carnosus
Lineage: Eukaryota; Metazoa; Rotifera; Eurotatoria; Philodinida; Philodinidae
Source: the annotation of a GenBank genome assembly